Durusdinium trenchii is the source of this 1455-nucleotide messenger RNA. The record is from the annotation of a GenBank genome assembly. Lineage: Eukaryota; Dinophyceae; Suessiales; Symbiodiniaceae.
AUGACGCUAUCACGCCGCGAGCUGCGCGCACGGAAAGGCCGCAACGGUCGCCCAGCUUGGCAACGCCACAUGAAGGUCUUGCUGGCCGAGCUGAAUCAGUUGAAGGACGAGCAGCAGGCAUUGAAGUAUUGCUUGAUGUCUACAGGCGUUCUGACCCAGGGCGACUUGGCCCGCCUUGCGCCCAGACGAUGCCGAGCGCCGCCGAGCGCCGAACGCCGCGAGAGCCGCGCGGCGGCGCUGUGCCGAGCUCCACACGUGGUGCGAACACUGGCGCAGCUCGUGGGCAGCGAUGCCUUGCACUUCGCCGCGGCGAGUCGGGCAGCCUCGAGUGCAUGCCGCUCAGUGAUGCUGAUGUCCGAGGUUUCUCCAGGUCAAGGCGGCCAAGGCCUCUUCGGUAGGCUCUUCUCAACUGCAUCCAUCUCGCGAGGGGCCUCGCAGGCCUCGCAGGGAGCACCGGCCCAGGAGAACGAGACGACACCGGCGAGCUCGGAGGAGGCGGACGUGCCGCGCAUGAGGCUUUCGGCUAGGCUCUUCUCGCGCUUGCUGUCCUGGAAGAACUCCGAGGAAGAGAACUCGAACGUCUCCGACGUGAUGCAGCUCAAGGAGGUCUUGCGCGGCUUCGGUCGGGCGGCUGGUGCCACUGCAGCGUUCCAGCUCUCGGAGAGCUGCCGUGGCUGUAACGAGGCGCUGCGGCCGAUUUUACCUCUCAUUUCUCAAGAGGCGCCUUACAUCUACGUGUCGGGCGGCUCCUGUGGCCUGGUGGUGGACUCCGCCGAGCGCUUGAAUCCCAGAACGGGUCUGUGGGAGACGUUGCCCUCCAUGUGCAUACCUCGUCGGGCCUGUGCCACUGCGUCCACGGGUGGCAGGUUCUACGUCUUGGGUGGCGUGGACGUGCCCCGCUUCGUUGGGAGCUUCGACCUCCCAUCCUGGGCCUACGAGGCGACCGACCGUGCCUUCAUGCGAGAGGGUGCAUUGGACCACUCAACUUUGAAGUAUGUGGUGGAGGCGGUGGCCGACACCGAGUGUCGCAAGGUGCUGGAAGAGAUCCGGGCGCGGGUCAGCGACAAGGAGUGGGUGGACCCACACAACGGUGGAACCUACAGCCUGGAAUCCGGCAAUGGAGAUCUCCUCGAACUCUCCCGGCUGACCGGCAACAAGCGAUACACGGACCAGAUGACCUUUACCUUCACCCCGCAAGGAAAGACUUGUGCGAUUCACGCCUGCUCCGAGUCACAGGUCUUUUCGAUUGCUGACUUCUCGACCAACUACUGCAACCUUCGUAACCUCUAUUGUGGCUCAGAGGAGGGCUGUCAGUUCGUGCGCCAUGACUUUGUCACAGAGGAGAAGAAGAUCGAUCCCUCCUUUGGAGCGGGCACGGACAAAGCAGCUUGCAUGGGAGCUGCAGGGACCUCCAUCUUCGCCUCCCACUGGGUUACGGCGCCCACAGACUUCUGA